Messenger RNA from Argiope bruennichi, 1665 nucleotides. RefSeq names its product aminomethyltransferase, mitochondrial-like. The record is from RefSeq and is a predicted model, not a curated record. The transcript has 10 exons. Gene Ontology annotation, molecular function: protein binding. Bases 121 to 1407 code for a protein of 428 amino acids. NCBI's taxonomy places the organism in Eukaryota, Metazoa, Arthropoda, Arachnida, Araneae, Araneidae. Gene Ontology annotation, cellular component: mitochondrion.
GUUGUUCAGUUCAUCUUCUGCGUCUUAGUCAAAUAGGCACGUUUGAAGUCUCCUUUCGGAAUCAAUUAGACCUAUACAUAAAGUAGAAUAAUUUUUUCUAGAAAUAUUAACAUUUUAAAGAUGAUAGCAAGGGCUUCUACCCUUUUUAGUUGGGGAAUUAUGAAUUCUCCCUUCACAAAAAACGGAAGAUCAUCAUUAUCAAUUGCGAUAAAGAGAGUGAUUUCUUCUGCCGCUGCUCAACUUGAUGAAAAUGCUGAACAAGGCACUAUCAAGGAAAUCGUUGAUAACGUUAGACCCCAAGAGCUUCUUCUGCAUAAGGUGCAUGUAGAGAAAGGUGCCAAAUUCACUAACUUCAAAGGAUACAAAAUGCCUAUCUCUUACAAAAAUGCAGAAUUUGCGAAUGAAGUUUUGUUCACGAGAAGAGAAACUUCAGUCUUUGAUGCAUCUUACAGGCCUCAGAUUUAUUUGCGCGGAAAAAACAUCUCUAAAAUUAUGGAAACAAUGGUAACAUCUGAUCUGCAAGAAUUGAAACCUGAUCAGGCUGUGGCAACUCUGAUGACCAAUCCUCGAGGAGGUAUUAUUGAUGACUUGGUAGUAACCAAACUAAACGAGAAUGAGUUACACAUUGUUGCGAAUACUCCCAAGGUUCUGAAAGAAAUCCAGAAAAAGAAGGCAAUGUUCGAAACUGAAGUACAGAUAAAAAUUCCUAAUGACAUGACCCUUUUGACAUUCCAAGGACCUGAAUGUUCUAAAUUGCUUCAGCUUUUGAUUUUGGACAAUGUACGUUGUCUUCCCUUUAUGCAUUCUCUCCAGGGAGAUUCAGUUUUCUGGACUGAAGUUGCGAGACUGACCCGUUGCAGCGAUACCGGAGAAGAUGGAUUUAUGAUGUCAUUGCCAGCUGCACAUGCUGAGGAAUUCUUAAAUUAUGCUGUUUCAAACAAUUCAGAGAACUUGUUACUUAUUGGAUUGCGAGCUCGAGAAGCCUUAAGAAUUGAAGCUGGACAUUGCUUAUCUGGAAUUGAUUACAAUGAAAAGAUAACACCUGUCCAAGCCAAAUUAGAUGGUCUUAUUGGAAAUAGACGAAGAAUUGAGGGAAAAUUCCCUGGAGCUGACAUAAUUUUGAAAGAGCUUAACGAUAAGUCACAUCCUAUUUUGAGAAUUGGAUUUGUGGCAAAUGACUCAUGCAAUGUUGGAGCUUCGAUCAUGGAUCCAAAAGGAAAUGUGAUAGGAAAAGUGACAAGUGCCUGCUUUUCGCCCUGCCUUCAACAACAUAUUGGCAUCGGAUAUGUGGCUACUGAAUUUGCUCAAAGUGGAAAAGAAUUGUUAUUUGAUAAAAAUAUUAAAGGCACCGCUGCCGAAAUGCCAUUGGUGAAGCAUAGAACGUAUACUAAUGUAAAUUUAUUUUGAAUGGUUCAUUUGAUGUUUGGGCUAGGUUGCAAUACUUUUUGCAGGUGCUGUUCCAGAUUUCAACGCCUUUGAAAUAUUGCAAGUGAUUUUGUGAUAGCAUAUAGUUGGUGAACAUGUGGGUACAGUGGGAUUGCUAGAGAUUACAAAUGAAAGAUUCAUGUGUUUUUUAAACCCGAAAUCAUCGUAAUUUGUUUAGGGAAUGAUUUCUUAUAAACAAAAAUUGGUAGUGUUGUGUAUUUUUAUUCGUUUGAUGGUUUA